Molecule: messenger RNA, 1386 nt
Organism: Egretta garzetta (little egret)
Lineage: Eukaryota; Metazoa; Chordata; Aves; Pelecaniformes; Ardeidae
Gene: OLFM3
Product: olfactomedin 3
Biological process (GO): signal transduction
Source: RefSeq, a predicted model, not a curated record
AUGAGUCCUCCGCUGCUGAAGCUCGGGGCUGUUCUUAGUACCGUGGCCAUGAUCUCUAACUGGAUGUCCCAAACCCUCCCAUCUCUGGUAGGACUAAACACCACCAGAAUAACCACUUCAGAUACCCUAACUCAGAUCAGCCCCAAGGAAGGGUGGCAAGUCUACAGCUCAGCCCAGGAUCCUGAUGGCCGUUGCAUUUGCACUGUGGUCGCACCUGAACAAAACCUGUGUUCAAGAGAUGCCAAAAGCCGGCAACUCCGACAGCUGCUAGAGAAGGUUCAGAAUAUGUCCCAGUCUAUUGAAGUUUUAAAUCUACGGACUCAGAGGGAUUUCCAGUAUGUUUUAAAAAUGGAAACUAGGUUAAUGACAAAGCAUUUUCAAGAGUUGAAAGAAAAGAUGGAUGAGCUCCUGCCACUGAUCCCAGUUUUAGAACAAUACAAAACUGAUGCCAAAUUAAUCACCCAGUUCAAGGAGGAAAUCAGGAAUCUGUCUAUUGUCCUCACUGGGAUUCAGGAAGAAAUUGGUGCUUACGACUAUGAGGAACUACACCAGCGUGUGCUCAGUUUGGAAACCAGGCUUCGAGACUGCAUGAAAAAGCUCACAUGUGGCAAAUUGAUGAAAAUUACAGGCCCCAUUACAGUCAAGAUAUCCGGAACCCGAUUUGGAGCCUGGAUGACGGAUCCAUUAGCAUCGGAGAAAAAUAACAGAGUCUGGUACAUGGAUAGUUACACUAACAAUAAAAUUGUCCGUGAAUAUAAAUCGAUCGCAGACUUUGUCAGUGGGGCUGAAUCAAGGACAUACAACCUUCCGUUCAAAUGGGCAGGAACCAACCACGUCGUCUACAAUGGCUCCCUCUAUUUCAACAAGUAUCAGAGCAACAUCAUCAUCAAAUACAGCUUUGACACUGGGCGGGUGCUUGCACAGCGUAGCCUUGAGUAUGCUGGCUUUCACAAUGUCUACCCUUACACCUGGGGGGGCUUUUCUGAUAUCGACCUGAUGGCCGACGAAAUUGGGCUAUGGGCUGUGUAUGCCACCAACCAGAAUGCAGGCAACAUUGUCAUCAGCCAGCUAAACCAGGAUACGCUGGAGGUGCUGAAGAGCUGGAGCACAGGCUACCCAAAGAGAAGCGCUGGAGAGUCCUUCAUGAUCUGCGGCACCCUGUACGUUACUAACUCGCACCUAACGGGAGCCAAGGUCUACUACUCCUAUUCCACAAAAACCUCCACUUACGAGUACACAGACAUUCCUUUCCAUAACCAGUAUUUUCAUAUAUCCAUGCUUGACUACAAUGCGAGAGAUAGAGCUCUCUAUGCCUGGAAUAACGGACAUCAAGUCCUGUUUAACGUCACCCUUUUCCACGUCAUUAAAACUGAAGAUGACACAUAA